Apaloderma vittatum (bar-tailed trogon) is the source of this 1422-nucleotide messenger RNA. It is a transcript of the gene EYS, whose product is annotated as eyes shut homolog (Drosophila). The coding region runs from base 1 to 1422 and encodes 473 amino acids. The transcript has 6 exons. Lineage: Eukaryota; Metazoa; Chordata; Aves; Trogoniformes; Trogonidae. The record is from RefSeq and is a predicted model, not a curated record. Gene Ontology annotation, cellular component: plasma membrane; protein-containing complex. Gene Ontology annotation, biological process: heterophilic cell-cell adhesion; establishment or maintenance of epithelial cell apical/basal polarity. Gene Ontology annotation, molecular function: calcium ion binding.
AUGACUACAAAAUCAACUGUUGGCAUGUUAGUGUGCUUUCUUCAACUCUGUGUUGUAAGUGGUCAGGUAAUAUGUGAGAGGCAAAUGACUGCUGAAUGGCGAGUGGGACCAAAACCUAGCAUAAUAAAAUGGACACCAAGGGAAAACAUCUGCUCAGAUUUUUACACUGAAUGCUGGAAUAUGAAUAAAAGUAUUACUGGUGAAAACUCAGAAGAACAAAAUCUCAAUAUCCCUCAGAUAUGCCCCUUACAGCUUCAAUUAGGUGACAGUCUCUUCAUCUCCUCUGAGCCAUCAUUUCAGUCCUAUGGAAUGAAUUUGGUGAAUGUCUCCAAGGAAGAAUUUAUUAACUGCCCUAAAGCUGGUUUUCUUCAAGAGCAAUUUAUUUUUGUUUGCCAGAUAAGAGGAUUGCACCAAGUUGACCCUGACUGGCUUGGUGUUGGAAUUCAUUACUUUGCAGAGCUUCAUAAGAGAGGCCCACCUUUGUGCAGCAUGGGCCUUCGUCUGAAUGUAACUGUGAAGCAGCAGUUUUGCCAACAGUCUCCAAAUGCACCGUUAUGCUCUGGUCAUGGAAAAUGUCUAAGCCAUGUUUGGGAAAAAGCAUAUACUUGCCAUUGUUUCUCGCAGUAUUCUGGAAGAUUCUGCCAGAAGUUUGAUAUGUGCUCCACUAAACCUUGCCACAACAAUGCCUCCUGCACUGAGAAAUCAGAACUUUCUGGAGAUUCGUAUGAAUGCACAUGUCCUUCAAAAUUUUCAGGUAAAAAUUGUACUGAAGUAGUGGGACAGUGCCAGCCACAUAUGUGUCUCAACGGUAACUGCAGCAAUAUUACUCCAAACACUUUUCUUUGUGAAUGUAACAAGGGCUUUACAGGUCCAUUUUGUGAGGAACCAACGGAUCCUUGUGCACCUCAGCCAUGCCUGCAUGGGGGCACAUGCCGAUAUUUUCAGACUGGAUAUGUUUGUCAUUGUCCUGUUGGUUUUCUUGGUCACAACUGUGAAAUUGAUAUUAAUGAAUGUUCUUCAAGACCAUGUCAAAAUGGAGGUACAUGUAUAGAUUUGCCAAGCGAUGUGGCAUGUACCUGUUUGCCAAUAUUCACUGGCAAGUUCUGCGAGAGAAUAUUGAACUCAUGUGAGUUAUUGCCUUGCUUAAAUAAUGCUACAUGUGUAGCUCAACAGCAGAACUAUAACUGCCGCUGCAUGCCAGGAUUCACUGGAAAGAACUGUGAGGAAGUAAUUGACUACUGCAGGCUGCUCAGCAUCAACUGUCUGAAUGAAGGAUUGUGUCUUAACAUAAUUGGAGGAUUCACUGGAGAUGAAAACCCGUACCUGGAUGGAAUAUCAUCUUCAUUAAAAAGGGACCAUAUGCGAACAGAAGUGUCUCUAAAGGACUUCAGUGUUGCAGAAACACAGAAAGGACAGUGCUAA